AUGCCGUUCUUGAAAAUCAAACCUGACAAUUCGUUCGUCCCUAUAUUUUAUGAAAUAGUGGCACAACCGAACCACAUCAAGCGACUAUCCGGAGGGUACUCUAAAUUCAGUAUCACUGAGCGAGAAAUAGACAUUCCCCUAAAAUAUUAUGAUAUAGAGCGUAAUGUCUACCUGAGGAAUCACUUGAAAACAAAUAACGCAGACAAAGAGGUGUUCUCGUCCGUACCCCCUAAAAAAUUUCUAAGUGACAACUGCAUUAUAUUUGAUUACUACUCGUAUCACGACAAUGUGAUCGGUGUUUUUGUGCCUACGAAAGCCGGUUCUUGUCACGUCUACCUUAAACAAUUAUUUGAAUCAGAAGGGAGUGUAGAAAUAGACAUGAAAACUGAAAUGCACAAAUCAAUAGGAAAACUACAUGCGAAACUAUUGAACAAAGAUAUCUUUAAAUUAUCUAAAUCAUUCACACACGUAGAUAACAGCGAAGAUAUAUCAAACUCUUACGACGAAAUAGAGGCAUCAUUUUCCAGCAAAAUGUCCAACGUAUACACCUUGAGCGAAUCUAUGGACAUGAAUUUAUUGUAUACGAUCGAUUCUACAAGGCACCCCAUAGAAUAUUUCAUCUAUAACGAGCAUAUUUCUACACCAAAAUAUUUCGAACAUACACUUUUCAUGUCAAUCUAUGAAUAUUCCAUCAAUACAAACCAAAAAAUAGGAGAUUAUGUAGAGUUUUUCCUCAAGUGUGACGAUCAUUUGAAGGCGUUUUUUUUAGCUGAUUCCGUCAAUUUACUCACGCAUUUUAUGACCUACCGUACCGACUACGAUUACUACGAUCUCAAACAACCCCUAGAAACGGAGUUGAACGAAAACUGCAUUGAUACUUUCAGUGGGGACUGUGAAGAUUUUAGUUUGUGUAAUAUGUCUGUCUUCACUGCGUUGCAAUCAUUGAGGGGAGUGAACGAAAACGAAUUUCCACAUGUUGUAGAAAUGCAAAAUGUAUCCAAACAAUAUAUUAUGGUUUGUGCUCUGGCAAGAGCUACCACUGGGAGUGCACUACAAAGUCACAAUUUCACACGUUUAUCAAGUAUGUACGCACAAGAAAAAGAGCCAACAAACCACAGAAAUGCCUUGACAGUGCUCAUAGAAGGAGUGUAUGAUUUAGAAAAUCCAGUAUUCCACAUGACAUCCAUGUUAAUACAUGUGAGGUAUUUUCAUGAUCUCGUACAGAAAACGCUGGGUGAACCCCAACAAGGGAAAAAUUCAUUUACCGAGACUGCAGUUGACCUUUUAAACAAGAUCUUAUCAGAUAACCAACAUAAUUACCAUGUACCCAAUGUCAUAUUGAUGGAAGGAACAGGUAGAUUUAACUAUAUCAACAACGAAGAAGACCACUAUUCUAGGCAGCCUCUCACACAACCUGGCAGCAGAGAAUUCAAAGGGUCGAAAUACACAAAGAGUGAUUUCUUUUUACACCUCAAAGAAUUGAGAUACCCAUGCAAGUCCAAUCCUUUCAUACUCAACAUUUUGGACAUUUUCACCAAUUAUUUCAUGAAACACUUCGAGUAUCCCUUGUUUAAAUUUAGCAUUUCCUACAAGUUGGGUAGCAAAGAUAAUGAGCUUGAACCAUCAUCAAUGGUGAGCAAACCGUACAUCAGAGGUUGUAACUUUAAAGACAUAUGCAUGGGUAGUACUUACACUAGAUUGUUGUGCCAUCCGCCACUAACAAGCGCUGUCUAUCACCAGGCUAUAGACGAAUCCAAACGGUACGCUGUAUCCGUCAUACUGGACAACAAGCCAGAUGAAGAUUACGGAGUUCGGUUAUUAGUCGAAGAGCUCACACAAACAUUCAACAAAUACGCGAAGUUCAAAAAGAAAAAACCCAACGACGCUUGGAAAUAUUUUUAUCACCUUAAUGUUUGUGAUCUAUUGAAGCUCAAAAACUGGGAAGAAAAAUACAGAUCCUUCAUGUCGUCCAUGGUCAAUUAUUUGAAAAGUGAUAAUUAUUCGUGUGCAAGCUUGGAAAUACUCUAUUUGAACCCCAACAAACCAAAGAUGCUGAUCAUGUUCGAUUGA
This is a messenger RNA of Naegleria fowleri, 2070 nucleotides long. RefSeq lists its product as uncharacterized. Lineage: Eukaryota; Heterolobosea; Eutetramitea; Acrasida; Naegleriidae. The record is from RefSeq and is a predicted model, not a curated record. The transcript has a single exon. The coding region runs from base 1 to 2070 and encodes 689 amino acids.